GGCCGCCACAGGUUCCGCGGAAGAAGCGCGCGCGAAGACCGACACCGCACACCUUAUUUCUGUGAGCGACUGUGUCGACCAAGGAGGCAUGAAUCUCAACGUGCUGGAGAGAGACAACACAGGCCGCUAUCGUCUGAACUCGCCUGUGCCUGCGGUGUGCCGCAAGGAGCCCUGCGUCCUGGGCGUUGAUGAAGCUGGCCGGGGCCCGGUGCUGGGCCCCAUGGUAUAUGCAAUCUGUUACUGCCCCCUAUCGCAUCUGGCAGAUUUGGAGGCCCUGAAAGUGGCAGAUUCAAAGACCCUGUCAGAGAACGAGCGGGACAGGCUUUUUGCGAAAAUGGAGGAGGACCGAGACUUUGUGGGCUGGGCACUGGAUGUGCUCUCUCCGAACCUCAUCUCUACCAGCAUGCUUGGGCGGGUCAAAUACAAUCUGAACUCCCUGUCGCAUGAUACAGCUGCUGGGCUGGUGCAGUAUGCCUUGGACCGGGGUGUGAAAGUCACCCAGGUAUUUGUGGACACUGUGGGAAUGCCAGAAAAGUACCAAGAGCGACUGCAGCAGCACUUUCCCGGCAUUGAGGUGACAGUCAAGGCCAAGGCAGAUGCCCUCUACCCCGUGGUCAGCGCUGCCAGCAUCUGUGCCAAGGUGGCCCGAGACCAGGCUGUGAAGAACUGGCAGUUUGUGGAAAAAUUGCAAGAUUUGGACACAGAUUAUGGCUCAGGCUACCCCAAUGAUCCCAAGACAAAAGCCUGGUUGAAGAAGCACAUGGAGCCUGUGUUUGGCUUCCCCCAAUUUGUCCGGUUCAGUUGGCGUACAGCCCAGAGCAUCCUGGAGAAGGAGGCAGAGGAUGUUAUCUGGGAGGACAUGCCAGCAGGGGAUCAGGAGGGACUUGGGAGGAUCACAUCCUACUUCAGUGAAGGCCCCCGAAUUCGUCCCCGCCUCCCCCACCGGUUCUUCCAGGAGCGUGGCCUAGAGUCAGCCACCACUCUAUAGGCUUCACCUUGUACCCGUUUACCUACCUCUGCUUCUCCACCCCAAUUUGUGAUUAAAAUUGUUUAAAGAAAGCCAAUCUUGGGGGUUAUGCUUUGGGGCUGACUUUUGGAACUUAAAUAGGAUGUGUGGGUCACCUUCCCCUCGGUGCUUAAGUUCAGCCUGAACAACAUUUAGUAGACAGGAGAGGUCUGCUGCAUCAUGUGGGUUAGCUCCCUGGCUGGGAUUGAACUUAUGCUGCAGUGCCUGCUGAUAGCUUCAUAGUACUGAAACUUAACCCCUGAGCCACCUGGGAGGCUCCUAAAAUAUAUUUUAAAUAUAUGUAUUUAUUUAUUUAUACAAGCACUGGGUACAGUCAGAAGCGCGGGAGGGUGAGAGAAUUCACCAGAGCCUGAGCGGGGAACAGGACAGGCAGAUGAAAUGCACUGCCGAGGGGAGCAGUGGGCAUGGCAGGAGAUCGAACUGGGGGUCGAACCGGUGCUGCAGAGG
This is a messenger RNA of Talpa occidentalis (Iberian mole), 1474 nucleotides long. It is a transcript of the gene RNASEH2A, whose product is annotated as ribonuclease H2 subunit A. Gene Ontology annotation, cellular component: ribonuclease H2 complex. The transcript is spliced from 8 exons. Gene Ontology annotation, biological process: mismatch repair; DNA replication, removal of RNA primer. Gene Ontology annotation, molecular function: RNA binding; RNA-DNA hybrid ribonuclease activity. The coding region runs from base 89 to 988 and encodes 299 amino acids. Lineage: Eukaryota; Metazoa; Chordata; Mammalia; Eulipotyphla; Talpidae. The record is from RefSeq and is a predicted model, not a curated record.